AUUAUCUAUUUAAUUGACCUGUGUAACUUGUUAGUAAUUUUAAUCAGUAUUCCAUUCUGUCUGUAAAUUUAAUCCUUCCAUUGAGUUAAUUUUAAUUACUUGAGUUCCUAAUCUUACGUAAAUAUCAGUUAUCUAAAAGUGUUUUUAAAAGUAUUUUUACCAUAUAAAUAUGUCUUUACCUAAACUUAAUAAUUUUAUCGCCUAUUUAGCCAACAAUAGUUUAAAACAUAGUGUGCAGUCAAAUUUAAGAUUUCCCCCAUUUUUGAGGUUGUUGUCAUUAAAAUCAAGAAGUUUUUCUACUAACUUAAAUAUGAAUCUUGGCGAGCGAACACUUACAAUCGAUAACAUGAAUCCUAACAUAAAACUUAUGGAAUAUGCCGUUAGAGGACCUUUAUUAAUUAGAGCUACAGAAAUCGAAAAUGAAUUAAAAGAAGGUAAAGAAAAGCCAUUUACAGAAGUACUUAAAGCUAAUAUUGGUGAUUGUCAUGCAAUGGGACAAAAACCUAUCACAUUUAUACGUCAAGUUCUUGUGUUAGUUACUCAACCAGAAUUGUUAGGUUCAAACAUUUAUCCUGAAGAUGUUAAAAAUAGGGCCAAAGCCAUAUUAGAAGGUUGUCGCGGUGGAAGUGUUGGCUCUUAUACUGAUUCUCCAGGAAUAGAAAUUAUACGCAAACAUGUUGCACAGUAUAUAGAACGUAGAGAUGGUAUCCCUUGUGAUUACUUAAAUGUUAUUUUAUGUGCUGGUGCAUCAGAUGGGAUUAAGGCUAUUCUCAGGCUUAUGGUAGCUGAUAUUGAAGGAAAAAAUCCUGGAGUUAUGAUUCCAAUUCCACAGUAUCCAUUAUAUUCUGCUACUUUAGCAGAAUUUAAUAUGGCACAGGUUGGAUAUUAUUUGGAUGAAGAUAAUAAUUGGGGAUUAGACAUAAAGGAAUUAGAACGUUCAAUUAAAGAAGCUAGAGAAUACUGUAAUCCUAGAGCUAUUGUAGUUAUUAAUCCAGGAAAUCCAACUGGUCAAGUUUUAACUAAGGAAAAUGUAAUUGAUGUCAUUAAAUUUGCUUACAAGGAAAAGCUUUUUUUAUUGGCUGAUGAGGUUUACCAAGAUAAUGUUUAUGGUGAAGAUAGCAAGUUCUAUUCAUUUAAAAAAGUACUUACCGAGUUGGGGCCACCUUAUAGUGAAAUGGAAUUGGCAUCGUUCAUGUCAUGUUCAAAAGGUUACAUGGGAGAAUGUGGCCUUAGAGGGGGAUAUACUGAAGUUAUAAAUUUGGAUCCAAAUGUUAAAGCUAUGUUGCACAAAAGUAUAUCGGCAAUGUUAUGUCCUACUGUUUUAGGACAAACUGUUAUGGAUUGUGUAGUGAAUCCCCCACAACCAGGAGAACCAUCUUAUGAAAGCUUUCAAGCUGAAAAAACAAGUGUACUAAAAUCAUUAAAAGAGCGUGCUAAGUUAGUAGCUGACACAUUUAAUAGUAUUCCUGGUAUGUCUUGUAAUCCAGUUCAAGGAGCAAUGUAUGCAUUUCCUCAGAUAAAAUUACCAGAAAAGGCAAUUAAAGAAGCUAAAAAUCAGAGCAUAGAACCAAAUGCAUUUUAUGCAUUUCAACUUUUGGAAAACACUGGAAUUUGUAUCAUUCCUGGAUCUGGUUUUGGUCAAGUUCCUGGAACAUAUCAUUUCAGAAUAUGGGAAUGCUUAAUUACAAUAGAGAAUAAAUAAGAAUGGUAUAAGAUAUAAUUAUUAUAUGUCAAUGCAAUUUUCAUUAAUUAAAAAUUAUUAUUUUUCUGUUCUUAUUUUACUGUAACAUUUUGUUUUAAAACUUAUGUAAGUAAAAUCUACAAUUUAUCCAAAACAAUUUUUUUUAAAUUUUCUUCUACAAGUACAAAUAUUGUUUAAAAAUAUUUGAACUUAGUCUACUUAUGUAUUUAUGAUAUUAAAUACAAUUUAAAAAGUAUUAGAUUUUAUUAAUUAAAUAAACUUGCUAUUUUUUGAUGAUUUUAAUUUAUUAGAAACUGUAACCAAGUAUUCAAAUAAAUAUUUAAUUUAGUUACCAAAAAAAAAUGUUAUGAUGCUUAGUUUACUAAGAGAAGAAAUUUUUGUGAUUUGAUUUUUAUAAUAAUACAUAUUAUUAAAAUAAUAAGUUGUUUUACUUAAUUAACCAUUGCAUGGUGAUAAUGUAUUUAACAAUUUAAGGAACUAAUUUAAAAAGAGCUUACUGCUUAUCCAAUAUGUAAUUGACUAAAUAUAAUAUAUAAUAUAAUAUUAUUUCCUAUAUUAUGAUUUUACUGAUUAUUGUUACCAGGUACUUUUGUCAUAUUUUACUGCUUAAUCUUAGUUAUUAUUAAAUCCAAUUGCGAAAAUAAUUUUUUUAUUUAUUUAUGUUUUUGUUUAAUCUUUUUGUUAUUACUCUCAUAAAAAAACAAAAGUUAAAAAAAUUAUUUUAUUAGAUAUAUUAUUGUAGCAUGUUAUUGUAUUAAUAAAAAAAAUUAUUCAUUUAAAUAAACGACAUAUAAAAAUAAUA
Molecule: messenger RNA, 2504 nt
Organism: Daktulosphaira vitifoliae (grape phylloxera)
Lineage: Eukaryota; Metazoa; Arthropoda; Insecta; Hemiptera; Phylloxeridae
Product: alanine aminotransferase 2-like
Exons: 12
Coding region: 170-1702 (510 amino acids)
Biological process (GO): biosynthetic process
Molecular function (GO): L-alanine:2-oxoglutarate transaminase activity; pyridoxal phosphate binding
Source: RefSeq, a predicted model, not a curated record